Molecule: messenger RNA, 3075 nt
Organism: Cokeromyces recurvatus
Lineage: Eukaryota; Fungi; Mucoromycota; Mucoromycetes; Mucorales; Mucoraceae
Exons: 4
Coding region: 1-3075 (1024 amino acids)
Molecular function (GO): protein dimerization activity
Source: RefSeq, a predicted model, not a curated record
AUGCUUCAAGAAUUAACAGAUUUAGAUUUCGACACAUAUUUCGAUGUCACUUCCAAUAAUCAACAUUCUCAGACACCUAAUAGUCAUGAUAUACUUUAUCAUGGUGACCAGCAAACAAAUAAUAAUCAUCACACUUUAAUGAAUAAUAACGAAAAUCAGAAUCGAAAUCUGUAUUAUUCACAACAACAACAACAACAACAACAACAACAGACUAGUUUCGAUUUCUUUAACUGGAAUAAUCUAAGUUCACAGUCUAACCUAGGUCGUUCUUCUUCAAUGCAAAUAUCACCCAUUAGUUCUCCUCAGUCUUCUUCAGAUGGAUAUACAUCUCACUCAUUAUCUCCUCAAAUGGCAAAUGGUUCACCUUUAUAUGCUUCAUUUGAUACAAGAAAUGAACCCAAUAAAACUUUAGAAGGCUUCUUUACAAAACGUAAUUUAUUUUCAUCUGAUCAUAACUUACAAAACGUACCUGGUAUAAAUAUCCCAACAACUCCUAUUUCAGAAAAUAAUACAACUAUACAUCAUGGAACGAUAACAAAUUUACCUUCUCCGCCUUUAGAUAAUAACCCAUUAUCAGGUGCUUAUUCAGCUAUUGAUCAAUGGGGACAACUAAAAGAACAAAAUAAUAAUAGUAUCCAUCCUUUAGAUAAAAAUACAGAUCAACAUACAACUAGAAAUUGGAGAAAAGCGUCUGUUAGACAUCAACAAUUACAUCAAUCUAUUCCAAAUACUACUCUAGAAUAUACUCGAAAUUUUACAGAACCAGGUAAACAACUCAAGAAAGUCGCUCAUAAUGCAAUCGAAAGACGUUAUCGAAACAAUAUUAAUGACCGUAUUCGAGAAUUAAAAAAUGUUGUACCAGCUUUAUACAAAGCUCGAAUCAAAGAAAGAGGGGACGAUGAUGACUCUAGUAUUGAUUCAGGUGAAGACGGUAAUAAUAAUAAUGAAGAAAUUGUCGAAGGCGUAGAGGUAGCCAAGAAGCUUAAUAAAGCAACUAUUUUACGUAAAGCAACUGAAUACAUUAACCACUUGAAGCAUACAAAUGAAACAACUGAGCAAGAAAACAUAAUCCUUCAACAAAUCAUUGCACAAAUGCCUGGUGGUCAAGACGUGUUGUCCCGUUUCUUGUGUCAAAAGAAUGAAUUCAAAAAAUCUGAACAAGAACGACUUAUUCGUGAACGUCGUGAAGCUCAAGAACGUGAAAAGUUAGAGAGACAACGUAUCUUACGUGAACGUGCCGCUCAACGAGCAGCAUUAGCUCAACUCUUACCAAAAACAGAAAGAAGACCCUAUCAACGAAGACAGUCUUCUAAAAAUAGCAGAAAAUCGCAACAAUCGCCUACUACUGAAGAUAACAAUGGGAAUAAAAUGUUUAUGGCUGCCUUUUUAUGUAUUGUCUUUUUUACUGCUCCUUCCUCUUCAGAUAAGCUGAAUCUUCCUCACCAUGUCAAUAAUCAGAGUAGUAAUACAAUCACACGUACAUUAGAUACUGCCACUUCCUUCUCUUCUUCCGAUUUUUGGUAUUAUGCUCGUUAUGCAUUCUAUACAUUCGGUAUUAUCUACAUUUGCCUUAUCCCUAUUUUCCUUCGUUGGCUACGUCCACGUCCAAUUAAUCGUUCUAAAAGGUGUCUUACGCAUCACCAUUAUGCGAGUGAAGUUCCUACAGCUUGGAGUCAACUUUAUACAAACUUGAUUGCUAUUGUUAAUAAAUCCACUAUUGUGAAACCUAUGACGACUCAUACUACUCUUUUAGAAAUUUUAUCAAUGCUAUAUGAUAUUAUCAUUUAUAGUCUUUCCUUACUCACCCCUCGUUUUCUAUUGACUAUUUUCCAUAAAAACGCAAAGCCUGUAGGUUGUCCUGAGGAAUUAGCUUAUAUCGGUGCCUGGAUUCGUUUAAAUGAGGUUGAAUGUUUAGGUGCUAAUCCCGAUAUAACACGCCUUGGUUUGUUACAUUCUUGUGUUGGUAUGCUCUCACAAUUACACAAAAUGAAGCGAGAUGAAAGACAUGUUAUUUACUGCGAAGCAAAUACAAUGGCACGUGUAUACGCUACUACAGCUAUGCAAUUGGAACUUUGUUUACCUCAAUUUAUCUCUACUUAUAUUACAUCCUUUUGUUGGAAACGUGUGAUCUCAGCAAUGAACCAACAACAACAACAACAACAACAUGUGAAAAAAGAAGAUAUAAGCAAGCCAUCAAAGACUUCAUCCUAUCAACUAAUUACAAACGAAUGGCUCACUUCACCGUGCCAUGAUCAAGUACGCUAUAUCCUACAAGUUCGCAAUGGCUUUAUUACCGCAUCAGGUCAUGAUAUGAUUGAUAGUGCUUGUCGAAAUACUUUUUAUUCCUUUGUACUUCCUUAUAUCACCUCUCCUCUUGAUCUAGUUCUCUAUUGGCAACAAUUAAGUGAACUCGAACAAUGUUGGCAUUCUUAUUUGAAUGGAACAAGACCUGUAUUUUCUGAAAAGCAAUUGAAUCACGUUCUUCUUGUUUCUGCUACCACGACUGCUCCUGCUCAUAUGCUUCAAUGGUGGAUCCGAGUAGGUCUAGUACUAGAAUCACUUAGUAACAGUCAAGACUCUCUGGAUGUUCUUGCCGAGUAUACCCGAACCCAAGCCAUCAGUCAUCCAUCCUCUAAUCUUUUACGCCGUCAUCAGUCCAUGAUUCUUUAUCUCUUAGAGGCCACGACUGCCUUAAGAAAGCAUUCUCAGAUUGAAGAAGUACCCCAGUUUCUACAAUCCGCCAUGAAUGAUCGAUCUGCCUCCCUUGAAUGUAUCAAUCAAAUCGCCUCUAUUACAAAGAAUGAUAACUUGGAAGCAAGCGUACUCACCCUUUCGACCUUGGCAGUUCAAUUGAGAACACUAAAGGCACUUAUUAUUCAUCAACAAACAACCAGUGCUGAUAAGAAUAACGAUAAGGAUUUGCUUGCCAUUCAAGCAUCCCGCUAUAUCGCUGAAUUAAGGGAUCAAAUUAUGCAAGAUAUGGAAUCACCUUGUAUUAAAUCAUCUCUGUCAGUUAAAUGCAAGAAACAUAUUCAAUCUUAUAUCGCACAAGCAGAUGAUACCCUCAGUCUUUAA